CUCUCUUAUGCAUUCCAUACUUCGCGCCCUGCUUUCGUGCAUAAGGCGAAUUCGGGCUCAACGGAAGAUCAUCGGCCGGACUCUGACCGUUCGGCGAGGUGGGACUCACUACAUGUCUCAGGGGGCAACAAGGAGGAGGGCGAGGCGGGUGACGACAGUUGGCUCAGCGACACUGAGACCAGCGCCUCAUCGAUCCUAGGGCUGAAUCCCGAAAGAGAACACUUGCGCAAACUGGUUAGCAAACACUUUUUGGAUACGGUAAGUUGGUUUCUCUGUCCAUCCACAGCUUGA
Molecule: messenger RNA, 291 nt
Organism: Protopolystoma xenopodis
Lineage: Eukaryota; Metazoa; Platyhelminthes; Monogenea; Polystomatidea; Polystomatidae
Source: the annotation of a GenBank genome assembly